UUGGGUUCCGCACCCCUUGGCAGCGGUGUGCGGCAGGGCAGGGCAGGGCAGGGCAGUCCGGAGCCGGACGCAGGCGCUGGAAGGAGAACCGAUGGACGACCAAGGAAGCAGAAUGAGUGCCUUGCCUGCCAGCCCCAUUGCCCUGGACUACCUGGACGACUUCGACCUGCUGAAGUUUGAAGUGAAACAGGAGGUGCCCCGGCCAGGGAGUAGCUCCUCUACCAGCUCCACCCCCUGCAGCUCCGUGCCCCCCUCGCCCACCUUUGACAAGGUGGGGGACCCCAAGUCCUCACUGGAAGAGCUGUACUGGAUGGCGACGCUGCACCAGUCUUUGGCGGCCGCAGCGGCUGGCACCGGCCCGGAGAGCCACGUGGUGCCUGGGCUGGACGAGGCAGUGGAGGCCUUCUUGGGUGUCCCCAUGGCAGAAGGGGGUCUCCGAAGCAGCAUGACCCCCCAGCUGCAGGGGUUCUUAGGAUCAGCUGAGAGCUUUGGCGGAGAGCAAGAGCUUUCUCAUUUCCAGCUGCCCCGGCUUUCCGACCGCUUCUCCGACGCCCAGCUGGUCUCCAUGUCGGUGCGGGACCUCAACCGGCAGCUCCGCGGCUUUGGGAAGGACGAGGUGCAGCGGCUGAAACAGAAGCGGCGCACGCUCAAGAACCGUGGCUAUGCCCAGUCCUGCCGUUUCAAACGGGUCCAGCAGCGCCACAUCCUGGAAGCCGAGAAGUCCCAGCUGGCACAACAGCUCGAAUCCCUGCGGGUGGAGGUGGCCCAGCUGGUCCAUGAGCGAGACAUCUACAAGGCCCGGUGCCAGAAGCUGCUGAGCGAGGCUGCUGGGGGGCAUUGUGGGGAGGGGGCCAAGCCCCCCGUUGCCCAGGCUCCCUCCAUGGUACAGUUUUUUCUAUGAGCCCCCUCUGGACUUCCUUCUGUAUACAUCAAACUGUGGGAGCUGUGUGGGAGAUGAACUUGCCAAGAAGCUGUUUCCCUCUUUAGUGCCACCAGGGGGGGACGCUGAGCACAGCUCCUUAACAAGUAGUCCCCUUUACCACCACCAGAUGGUGCAAAAGAGUCUUGACCAUCUAGGCAUUUGAGGGCAGGCAUGUUUACAUGCAAAGCUAGCUUUGGGGAUGGAAAGUGGGCAUGAUGCUCCUCUCAAAUCCUCCUGGGAACUGUAGUUUUGUGAGGGUUGCUGCCAGGAAUUCCAUCUUCCACCCCAGGAACUACAGCACCCAGGGUUCCCUGUGGCCUGAUUCCUCAGUCUAGUGAAAUCUAUGGCGCAAAUAAGGCUGGUCCUCUCGGGCUUCGUUGAGAAAUGUGUUUUGCCACCAUUCUGCUCCCCAAAGGAAGGAGGGAGGUGGAGAGAGACAGAAGCUGAAAGAGGUGCUCCUAAGCUCUCCCCAGAGCAAGAAUCCAGUGGGCGACGGAGUCACUGCAAGAACUGGGCCAGGGUGAAUGAGGCAGAUUCAGAAAGUUUGUGAAUCCCCGCUGCCCCGUUUUUAGGUACAAAAUUUGCUUUGCCCCAAAGGGAGGUAGUUCGGAGAGGAGAAAGGAUGUGCAGGAGGGAUUCUCAACUUUCUGAGCCACUGGAUGCAACUGGGAGACCAUAUUGGAGCCUGGAGGUUGCCGCGGAGGGAGGGGCUUGCCCCUUCUUGAAAUGGCUGCCUUACUGGUGAGGUCAGACAUCAAAAGAUCUGUGGGUCAAGGAGCCCCAAAGACCCAAAGGCAGUGUUGGGGAUGCCACUGUCAACAACAUGCAUUACGUUUUCCUGCUUGGGAGUGAUAGUUGUGUGGGGAAAAACAAAUCUUUCAAGCAUCCCCAGCUUGAUGCUCUCCAGCCGCAUUUUGAGAAAGCAACUCCCAGAAUCCCUAGCCAGGAUCCCAGAAUUCCUGGCAAGCUGGCUAAGAAUUCUGGGAGUUGUGGUCUCCGGCUGGAGGAAAGCUGAGCUAACCGUGAUGUUGGGAUUGGACAAUGUUGUCAUGGGCCUCUAUGGGGAUUUGGCCAGUUUUGUGGGAGAAGAAGUGUGAAAAAGGUGCAGCUUUGUGAUGUUUUUGUUGCAAAAUGAGAUGCACAGUCACUCGGUCACUCUGUAGCUCAUGUCAAUAAAAAGCAGAGUACUUUUA
Candoia aspera is the source of this 2115-nucleotide messenger RNA. RefSeq names its product neural retina leucine zipper (gene NRL). Gene Ontology annotation, biological process: regulation of transcription by RNA polymerase II. Gene Ontology annotation, molecular function: RNA polymerase II cis-regulatory region sequence-specific DNA binding; DNA-binding transcription factor activity, RNA polymerase II-specific. The transcript has 3 exons. Bases 92 to 901 code for a protein of 269 amino acids. Lineage: Eukaryota; Metazoa; Chordata; Lepidosauria; Squamata; Candoiidae. The record is from RefSeq and is a predicted model, not a curated record. Gene Ontology annotation, cellular component: nucleus.